Molecule: messenger RNA, 491 nt
Organism: Achroia grisella
Lineage: Eukaryota; Metazoa; Arthropoda; Insecta; Lepidoptera; Pyralidae
Product: sperm protamine P1-like
Exons: 6
Coding region: 134-406 (90 amino acids)
Source: RefSeq, a predicted model, not a curated record
CAGUUUUGAAUUUAGAAAAGGAAUUGUUUUAGAUUGUUAUAGUCAAAAUUAUGUCACAAUAAUAAAUAUGUGGGAAUAUAUUUUUUAGAGAUUUAUUUUAUAAAAUAUACAGACACUUCAUACACAGCCGACAAUGGCGAGAUAUCGGCGGAAGCGAAAAUUGUGCAGAACCCGGUGUCGCAGUCGGAGCGGUAGAUUCAAGAGGUGUCGCUCCAAAGAUCGACGGUACAAGGUUCGUCAGUGUGGGUGCCGGCGCAGGCGGAGCGGCCAGGGACGACGGCGCAGCUCGAGAUACCGUCGGAGAGGACGGUACCAGUGGCGAUGCCGCUCCCGCUCGGGUUCCUUCAAGCGUUGCCGUCGCUGCGACAGGCGCUACAAGAUCCGUCGUCGCAGGUCCAGAUCGUGACUGUGUUGAUCUUUUAUCCAAUUUUUGAGAAAAAAUUCCAGUCUUUUUGUGUUUUUAAAUAAUAUACAACGUUUUCGUUCAAUAA